ACUUAGCCAUUUAAACCUCCCAGACUAAGACUCUUCAAGACUACACAAUGAUGCGGCUCCUCUUCCUGUUUGCUUUGACUCUGCCUGCUGUCACUCCCUCACAUGGACAGGAACAAAAGCUUCUGCGUGGCGGCUGUCCCAUGUUCUGGUACAGCUUCAAUGACCGCUGCUACAAGUAUGUUUCCUCUCGCAUGACCUGGGGUGAAGCAGAGCUCCACUGUGUGUCGGAGGAGGCCAACUUGGUAUCCAUCCACAGCCAAGAGGAACAUAAUUUUGUCAAUUACCUGAUCAAGAACUUCAACCCUACUGAGGAAUUCACCUGGAUUGGACUCACCGAUGUUCAUAAAGAAGGAGCUUGGAUGUGGUCUGAUGGGUCAAAAUAUACAUUUUUUAAUUGGGGUGAAAAAGAGCCCAACAAUAGUGGUGGACAUGAACACUGCGGACACACCAACUUAGGUCCAAACUUUAAAUGGAAUGAUUAUCGAUGCUCAGAGCCAAAGCCCUUUGUUUGUGCAUCUCGUCUUUGUCCUUAGCAACAGAAAAAAUGUAUAAUACUUUUCUGUGACUUCUUCUAAUGUUCUAUGGUUGUUAAAAUCUUUUUCUCCCUACAACAUCCAAGAAAAAGCUGAAUCACGGGUAA
Molecule: messenger RNA, 640 nt
Organism: Cyprinodon tularosa
Lineage: Eukaryota; Metazoa; Chordata; Actinopteri; Cyprinodontiformes; Cyprinodontidae
Product: lactose-binding lectin l-2-like
Exons: 1
Coding region: 48-533 (161 amino acids)
Molecular function (GO): signaling receptor activity
Source: RefSeq, a predicted model, not a curated record